Messenger RNA from Nannospalax galili (Upper Galilee mountains blind mole rat), 1028 nucleotides. RefSeq names its product cytochrome c oxidase assembly factor 5. Bases 88 to 312 code for a protein of 74 amino acids. NCBI's taxonomy places the organism in Eukaryota, Metazoa, Chordata, Mammalia, Rodentia, Spalacidae. Gene Ontology annotation, cellular component: mitochondrion. Gene Ontology annotation, biological process: mitochondrial respiratory chain complex IV assembly. The transcript has 3 exons. The record is from RefSeq and is a predicted model, not a curated record.
GUUGCAGGUUUCUUCCGGUUCCCUUGUCAGUGGGCGUGGCUCGCGCUGGGCCCUGCGGUUUAGGAGCUGAGCGCGGUGGACGCGGUCAUGCCCCGCUAUUACGAGGACAAGCCGGAGGGCGGCGCGUGCGCGGGCGUGAAGGAGGACCUGGGCGCGUGUCUGCUGCAGUCGGCCUGCGUGCUCCAGGAAGGAAAAUCCCCAAGGCAGUGUUUGAAGGAAGGCUACUGCAGAGCCUUGCAGUAUUCAUUUUUUGAGUGUAAAAGAUCAAUGUUGGAUACCAGAUCAAGGUUCAGAGGAAGAAAGGGAUAUUGAAACCGUUAUGUUGAAAGCAAGAUGAAAAACAACACACAGGAUUUCCUCUGGUCCUUAACACAGAAAAGCCAAACUAGGGCACAGUGUUGCUGCAUCUGUUUGGCAGGACCAGGUUUUCUUCCAGAAAACACUGGAGAAAAUUCUGUUUUAAAAUGAUUCUGUUGUUUGAAAUCAUGUUUAAAAGAUAGGUUUAUUGAACUCUGGGCUGAAAAAUUAAUGUGUUUGGGGAAUUGUCCAAAAGCACAAGGAAUGGAGAUUAUUUUCAAGUACGACUCUUCAAUCAGAUUACACAGUGUGCACAUCCAGGAGGCCACCAAUGUGACUGACAACAAUCAGUGGUGUGGAGACUCUUGCCAGGGCUCUUCCAUCUCUUAGUUACUUUUGUUUCUCAGUUUCAUUUUCAGGCUAGCCCUUUCUACACAAUGGGCCAGUACCAGCCAUAGUCCACAUCCUUAAGACAUGUGGCCCACAAUGAAUGUAAGCUUACCCUCCCAGGGUGCAUAAAUCAAAUGCUACAGAAGGACUCUAGUCUUCACUGGAUCAUUUGCUCUUCCAUCAGAUCCUUAUAAUCUUGGCUGCAUCUGGGUCUUAUGUGCUGUGUAAACUCCCGUCAAAAUCACACUGGAUAAGAGAUGGGCCUCAUCCUUAAUGAAACUGGGAUUUGGAGCAAAGAGAAACAGAUGUUCAUUAUAGACAGCAAAUGCAAAAAACAUGAA